Messenger RNA from Aureobasidium pullulans EXF-150, 705 nucleotides. RefSeq lists its product as uncharacterized. Gene Ontology annotation, cellular component: cytoplasm. Lineage: Eukaryota; Fungi; Ascomycota; Dothideomycetes; Dothideales; Saccotheciaceae. Bases 1 to 705 code for a protein of 234 amino acids. Gene Ontology annotation, biological process: regulation of proteolysis; proteasome-mediated ubiquitin-dependent protein catabolic process. The transcript is spliced from 3 exons. The record is from RefSeq and is a predicted model, not a curated record. Gene Ontology annotation, molecular function: ubiquitin protein ligase binding.
AUGGGAAGUGCGCCCUCGGUAGUGGCGGACCAUGUGCUUUUCGACAAUCCGAACUAUCACGAUGUCGUAAUCAACUAUCGUCAGACCAAGACUUACGCCCACAAGGCAAUCCUUGCUUUGAGAUCGAAGUUCUUCCUCAAAGCCUUCACCAAGGGAUUCCUGGAGACCAAAGGAAAGACCAUCGAACUUGACUUUGACGAAGACCCCAAAGCCGUGCUCGCCCUACUCCAUCACUGUUACGAGCUCCCAUACAACGACGCUUCCAUCAUUGGCCCCAACAAAGGUCCAAAUCUUGCCUUCCAUGCAUCAGUCUUCAAGAUUGCCGACAAGUAUGACUGCCCAAGUCUAAGAGAUAAGAUAUUGGACAACUUCGAGGACUACGCAGCAGAGUCCAGCAGCAUCCUGGACGGACCGUUUGAUGAGCUUUUUGAGGUUCACGCGAUGAUUUACGGAGAAAAACUCGCAGACAAUCGCCUCCGCAAAGCCGCUGACAAGUAUCUGAAGCACAACAUCUAUCACAUUCUGCAACACAAGAGUUUAAAGUCAUUCCAGGAAGAGGAGGGAUCUCUUUCCGGAACUCUGAUGGAGAUCUUCUUGGGCUGCACGACUGUAGCAACACUCAGGAUCUGCUUCAAAUGCAGGGUCAAGAUUCAGGGACCUUCAGUUGACCACAAAUGUCAAGGCAGGUUGACCUUUGAGAGAUAA